GCGGGGCGCGGCGGCUCCUCCUCUCCGGGCCGGGGUUAGUUUCGGAGCGGAGCCUGGGCCACGGCAGCGACAGUGGGAACAAAGCGGAGAGCGGGCGGCGAGGUCGGGUCGAGAGCCUCUCGCAACAGGUCUCUCUGCCCGCCCGAAUCGGCGGCACUACAGGCCUCCUCAGGUCGCUGGUCUCCCGCUCCGGGCGGCGGGGCUGGCACCGUUCGCCCCCAUGCGGUUCGGCUCUAAGAUGAUGCCGAUGUUUCUGACUGUGUACCUCAGUAACAAUGAGCAGCACUUCACUGAGGUGCCAGUCACACCUGAAACAACCUGCAGAGAUGUGGUGGAGCUGUGCAAAGAGCCUGGUGAGAGCGAGUGCCACCUGGCUGAAGUAUGGUGUGGCUCAGAGCGUCCCAUAGCAGAUAAUGAACGAAUGCUGGAAAUUCUGCAGAACUUUGGGAUGCAGAGAAGUGAGGUUCGUUUCUUUCUUCGACAUGAAUGCUUUCCCUGCCAGGAAGCAGGCACUGGACAAAGGUCUCAAGAUGCAGCCUUAGAAAGAAAUGAUGUGAAAGUGUCUGGUGAUCAAAGAAUAGAGAAUGGAGUCACUGCUCCAAGGAUGGAUAUGACACUGGCUGAACUUCAAGAAAUGGCAUCACGCCAGCAGCAACAAAUUGAGGCUCAACAGCUAAUGCUGGCUAACAAGGAACAGCGUCUGAAAUUCCUCAAACAACAGGAUCAGCGACAGCUGCAGCAAGCUGCUGAGCAAGAAAAACUGAAACGCCUGAAGGAAAUUGCUGAGAAUCAGGAAGCCAAACUUAAGAAAGUGAGAGCACUGAAAGGCCAUGUAGAGCAAAAGAGGCUCAGCAAUGGGAAACUGGUGGAAGAGAUUGAACAGAUAAGCAGCUUGUUCCAGCAAAAGCAGCGUGAGCUGGUCCUGGCAGUGUCAAAGGUAGAGGAACUCACCAGGCAACUGGAGAUGCUGAAGAACGGACGGAUUGAUGGUUACCAUGACAACCAGUCAGCUGUAGCUGAGCUUGACCGAUUGUACAAGGAGCUGCAGCUGAGGAACAAACUGAACCAGGAGCAGAAUGCCAAGCUGCAGCAACAGAGGGAGUGUUUGAACAAGCGUAACUCAGAGGUGGCAGUCAUGGACAAGCGUGUUAAUGAGCUGCGAGAGCGCCUGUGGAAGAAAAAGGCAGCUCUGCAACAGAAAGAGAAUUUACCAGUUUCUUCAGAUGGAAAUUUACUCCAGCCUGUGGUUUCUGCCCCAAGCAGAGUGGCAGCAGUUGGUCCUUAUAUCCAGUCCUCUACCAUUCCACGUAUUGCUUCCAGACCCGAACUUUUGGUGAAACCAGCAUUUUCAGAUGGAAUGCAAGCCUUCCAGAUAACUGAUGGUCCACUAAAAACACAGACUCUACCAAACAUGAGAACUGGGAGCAGUUCACAAGCUAAAGCUCCUGCAGGUUCUGUUGUUCCCAGUGCAAAACCUUCCUCAUCUGCCACUGACUGGAGUAGCUCCAAUGCAGACAAUCAUAUUAGUCAAGGAACAGCCUUGACUUCAGGAAAAGAAAUAGUGAAUAGUGAAGGACAAGCUGAAGGAGAAACUUUUUUACGAGAUAAAGAGAAGAAAGUGCGUCCAUUCUCAAUGUUUGAUUCUGUGGACCAGUCAGCUGGGCUCGGCACACUGAGGAAGAACCAGAGCAGUGAAGAUCUCCUGCGAGAUGCACAGACUGCCAAUAAAAAUGUCACAAAGGUACCACCACCUGUCCCCACUAAACCGAAACAGAUAAAUUUGCCUUAUUUUGGGCAAGCCAGUCAUCUCCAACCUUCUGAUACUAAGGUGGAUGGAAACCUGCAGAAGCAGCCUUUGACUGUUGUAACUAUGGGGAACAAACAAAAAACAGUGACACAGCAGCCUUCCCAUCCUUCCCAGCAGAUACAGCAAAGAAUUUCUGUGUUGCCUGCAGGUCCCUCCUCCAGCCAGGACCUAAUUCUUCCCUCUUCCAAACAGGAGAGUCCCCCAGCAGCAGCUGUGAGACCUUUUACCCCUCAGCCUCCCAAAGAGGCCUCACUCCCACCAUUUCGAAAGCCUCAAACUGUGGCUGCAAGUUCAAUUUAUAGCAUGUACACUCAGCAGCAGACUCCUGGGAAGAACUUCCAGCAGGCAGUGCAGAGUGCUUUGACGAGGGCACAGACUAGAGGACCUCACUUCCCAAGUGUGUAUGGCAAGCCUGUGAUGGCGGGAGCUGGUGUACAAAAUCAGCUGCUGCAGACAGAGAAUGUCUACUCAAAUCUCCAAGGCAAACCUGGAAGUCUGGAGCCUGAGAUGGAAACAACAGCCUCUGCUCAUGAGAACCAUGAAACUGAGCGAAUACCCCGUCCCCUCAGUCCAACCAAAUUGCUGCCUUUCUUAUCAAAUCCAUACCGCAACCAGAGUGAUGCUGAUCUGGAAGCACUAAGGAAAAAGCUCUCCAAUGCACCCAGACCACUGAAGAAACGUAGCUCCAUCACUGAGCCAGAAGGACCUAAUGGCCCCAAUAUCCAGAAGCUCUUGUAUCAGAGGACAACUCUGGCUGCAAUGGAGACUAUCUCAGCUCCAUCACAUUCCUCCAAACAGACAGCAUCCGCUGCCAGUCCUGAAAGCCGUACAGAAGUCCCAAAUCCUUAUCUAAGUGCAGAAUCAGAAAAAGAAACAGCUGCUUCUAUGGCAGAACCAAACAUGGCUGAGAAAGCAGAAAACACACCAGCAGAUCAGAGUGAAGCUGUUCUUCCUUCUAUAGCUUUGGACACUGUACCUGAGGCAGUAUCAGAUAGUGAUGAACUCACGCAGCCAAAAAUGGAAGAAACAAGCAGAGAAGCUUCACUGCCACUGGAGGUGUACAUGGAAGAAUAUCCUCCAUACCCACCACCUCCUUAUCCAUCAGGGGAACCAGAGAGUUUGGGAGAGGACUCAAUGAAUAUGAGGCCUCCUGAAGUUACUGGACAGUUUUCUUUGCCUCCUGGGAAGAGGACAAACCUGCGUAAAACUGGCUCUGAGAGGAUUGGGCAUGGAAUGAGAGUGAAAUUCAAUCCCCUUGCAUUGCUUCUGGAUUCAUCUCUGGAGGGGGAGUUUGACCUCGUGCAGAGAAUUAUUUAUGAGGUUGAAGAUCCCAGUAUGCCCAAUGAUGAGGGGAUUACGGCACUGCACAACGCUGUGUGUGCUGGGCACACGGAAAUUGUGAAGUUCCUGGUGCAGUUUGGUGUGAAUGUGAAUGCUGCAGAUAGUGAUGGAUGGACCCCAUUACACUGUGCAGCUUCUUGCAAUAAUGUGCAGGUGUGCAAGUUCCUGGUGGAGUCAGGAGCAGCUGUAUUUGCAAUGACCUACAGUGAUAUGCAGACAGCUGCAGACAAGUGCGAGGAGAUGGAGGAAGGUUACACACAGUGCUCCCAGUUCUUAUAUGGGGUCCAGGAGAAAAUGGGAAUAAUGAACAAAGGAGUGAUUUAUGGACUCUGGGAUUAUGAGGCUCAGAAUGACGAUGAGCUCUCAAUGAAAGAGGGAGACUGCAUGACAAUCCUGCGCCGAGAAGAUGCAGAUGAAAUUGAGUGGUGGUGGGCACGACUGAAUGACAAGGAAGGCUACGUUCCCCGCAACCUCCUGGGGCUGUAUCCAAGGAUUAAACCUAGACAAAGAAGCUUGGCAUGAAAUAGUACAGAAGCCAGACUCUUGAAGUACUAGUCAUGGAUACCUUGCAAAAAAAAAUUCAUUUUAUGUUUGUUCUAAUAUGAUGAGACCUACUUCAAUGACAAUGUAAUUUGAAAGCUAUGAAGAAUGUUCUUUGAAAACAAAUGAAGGAUUAAGGCAUUAGCAAAUGGAUGAGGGCAUUCUACAAGAUGAAAUAAUGCUUACAAGCAAAUGAAAUUCUGCUUUCUUUGGUCUAAGCAAGCCAUUAAGUUCAAAUUCCCACUAUGAGUUCUUGAAACAUGGCAGAAAAGAAUUCCAUUUUUCUGCAUUAAAUACAAGGACCUUUUCAACUUACUGCUGAAGGAAUCAUCAUGAAACAGACACUGUCACUUUGUCCAAGUUAAUCCUGAAGCUUUUCCCAGGUGGGGGAAAUUAAAAUAGUUUGCACAGCACCCAAAUGCUUAUUUCUGGAAGCAGAGCAUUUGUUAAAGAAGCUAAACUGAAGUGCAUUUGAACAGUGACAACCACAUGACCAAUCCAUUAAGCAAUAACUUCUAAAAAAUGUUGUAGCAUCUUAGGAAUUCCAUGUAUUAAAAAAAUUAUGUGCUGUAACAGUUUUAGAUUCUGCUUUUUAUGAAGACCCUCAUGUAUUUAUUGUAUUUUGUACUUUGGAAACUAAGUGUAGAAACUUUCUAUAGUCCUUGACAACUUACUUGUUUUCACUUGACUGUGAUACCAUUAAACUUUUGUCUCCUUCUAAGAUUUAAUUCUGCAUUUUAUUGUCAAGUUUUAAUUAUCUGAAAAUGCUAACAGUAAGACAGACUGCUGUUCCACAUUACACUAACAUUCAAAUACUUCCUGUAUUAAACUGAACCCUUCCUCCCUAGUUUGUUCAAGACUGUCUUUUUGCUUCUAAAAUUAAGCCAAAUCUGUUAGUUGCAUGUAACUUUUGUUAACCUUGGAAGCUAAGAGAAAAACUUGGUACAAGUAUUUUCCAAAUAAAGCCUUUUC
Molecule: messenger RNA, 4660 nt
Organism: Calypte anna (Anna's hummingbird)
Lineage: Eukaryota; Metazoa; Chordata; Aves; Apodiformes; Trochilidae
Gene: TP53BP2
Product: tumor protein p53 binding protein 2
Exons: 18
Coding region: 221-3670 (1149 amino acids)
Biological process (GO): signal transduction; regulation of apoptotic process
Cellular component (GO): nucleus
Molecular function (GO): p53 binding
Source: RefSeq, a predicted model, not a curated record